This is a messenger RNA of Mitosporidium daphniae, 621 nucleotides long. RefSeq lists its product as uncharacterized. The coding region runs from base 1 to 621 and encodes 206 amino acids. The transcript has a single exon. The record is from RefSeq and is a predicted model, not a curated record. Lineage: Eukaryota; Fungi; Microsporidia.
AUGUGCUCGCCUCCAGACACCAACAAACCUCCUUGCGAUUCUGAAGGAGAUUCUUCUAUUCCUGUUUUGACUGAGAAAACUCCUGAAGAAAUUGAAAAAAUCAAUGGUGAUACAACCAUAAAUGAUAAUUCUCAACAGACAAAAAGGGAUCUAAAACAUAUAAAAGGUCUAAAAGAUCAAGAAUUACCGGUAAUUCUUGAAGAUAGCGAUAGUGAAAAUGAAGUUUCUAAAGAUCCCAAGAUUUUGCGAUUGAAUAGUAGUGACUCGGGGUAUGGUGGUUUGUACAAAAAAAAGAAGGUACAAUCAGGUAGCGAUUGUACUGAUGGAGGUUCAGAAGAAGAUGUAGAAUCAGAUACCAAUUGUAAUAAUGAAGGUUCAAAAGAUGAGGUAGAAUCAGGUAAUGAUGGAUAUUCAGAAGAUGAGGUAGAAUCAGGUAAUGAUGGAUACUCAGAAGAUGAGGUAGAAUCAGGUAAUGAUGGAUAUUCAGAAGAUGAAGUUUCAGAAAGUGAAGUUUCAGAAAGUGAAGUUUCAGAAAGUGAAGUUUCAAAAGGUGAAGUUUCAAAAGGUGAAGUUUCAAAAGAUGGAGGUUCAAAAAAGAUUAUUCAUCCAUCAGGUAUUUGA